Molecule: messenger RNA, 2256 nt
Organism: Hymenoscyphus albidus
Lineage: Eukaryota; Fungi; Ascomycota; Leotiomycetes; Helotiales; Helotiaceae
Source: the annotation of a GenBank genome assembly
CAGCUUCCAUUUGUUCAUCUAAACGUGACUUCCCUCUGAUAAUGGUUACCUCCACUAUGAGUCUUGCCUUAAGUUAAUCCUUCGCUCCUUCCGCAAAAGAUUUUAUCUUGAAAGUACGCAUGGCCGCCUUUGAUAAAGGACCACAUGCUCCCAAACAUGGACAAUAUGCAGUAGGUCCAAAUUCUCUUUACGCAUCCAUCAUUUUAUCAGAAGACAUUUGUAUGUUAUUCUUUCAACUCAUUUGCGCGAACGAGCUAUUGCUAUAGAGACUCGAACAAGGCAGACAUCCAAAUUCGAAGUCGCAAAGAUCUACCUUGUUGAAAUGAGCUCCCAACCAUCUGCUAAAGAUGGCUGUACCACCUCUGCCAUUGAUUUUGCACGAAUAGACGAAGAGGAUGAAGAUGCAAUCCUACCUGCAACACCACUUCCGGCACCAGAAUCUGAUCCAAAUGAAACGGAAGACAAGAUCGAUGACAAGAUCGAUGAGGAGCCGCCCCUACCAGCGCCAUCAAAAAGAAAUCGUUUCCAUUUCGCAUUGGCCUUUACUGCCUUGUCUGUUGUGGCUUUCACAAGUGCUCUGGAUGCAACAAUCUUGGCUGUGGCUCUUCCUGUAUGUCUCCUGCUAUUGAGACUGACAUGUUAUUAAUCGCAACAGAUCGUGACAGAAAAGCUGAAAAUGACCACCCUGGAAGCUUUCUGGGCCGGCAUCUCUUUCCUCCUCUCGUCGGUCGUAUUUCAACCACUUCACACAGCAAUGAGCGAUAUCUUUGGACGAAAAGCAAUUCUUUACCUCUGCAUUCUCUUCUUUGUCGCAGGAUCACUUAUCGUUGGGUUGGCUCAAAGCGCAGAAGUCCUGAUCGCCGGACGCACAAUACAAGGAAUUGGCGGUGGGGGGAUUGAAGCCUUGGCUGAGAUUAUAUUGACUGAUAUCACCACUCUCAAAGAGCGACCUAAGUACAUUGGUAUUCUAGGUCUGAUGUGGGCUGCGGGCUCGAUAGUGGGACCCAUUAUUGGGGGGGUGUUUGCGGAAUAUGUCACCUGGAGGUGGAUUGCCUGGAUCAAUCUUCCAUUGAUGGCAGUUGCCAUGAUUCUUAUUCCACUGUUCCUGACUUUGGCAGUUGACAAGUCUUCCGUCAGGUCCAAACUCAAGCGGGUCGAUUACAUGGGUAUGGCUUUGUUGAUCGUGGGAUUGACUUCUUUCGUCUUGGCUCUAUGCUGGGGAGGCCAACUGUUUCGCUGGAAUCGCUGGCAGACAAUAUUUCCAUUGGUCGGUGGCUUGGUUCUUCUGGCAGUCCUAGCUCGAUAUGAGAAGUAUCCACGCGAACCCAUCUUCAAGUAUCGCCUUUUCGCGACAUGGACAAGCACCUUGGCAUUCUUCGGUUCGUUCAUACAAGGGAUUCUCAUAUGGGUUCUGGUAUAUUAUUUAGUGCUAUACUUUCAAGGGGCACUUCAACAUGCUCCUCUUCAAUCCGCUAUCGACGCCUUCCCAUUGAUGUUUACACUCACUCCCUCUGCCGUCAUUUGUGCGGUCUUAAUCGACAAAACAAGACGCUACUUAUGGACAAUAUGGCUCGGCUGGGUUCUGUGUACAGUCGGAUUUGGGACAAUGAUCUUGCUUGACAAUAAGACCAGCAGGGGUGUCUAUAGCAUUGUCCAAAUUGCCCCAGGACUCGGAACCGGAUUUCUGCUCUCAGCAUUAGCAGUUCCCGUUCAAGCCGCCAUGUCAGUCGACGAUGCCGGCUUAGCAAUGGGUACCCAGGUUUUCUUUCGCGCAGUUGGAGCCCUCGUAGGCGUCGCCUUUGGUUCAUCCGUCUUCACCAACGAAUUCAGCCGUGCACUACAGCAGAUAAAAUUACCACCCAACGUCAAUCUUCCCGAUGCCACCGAUGCAGUGUUCUUCUUGACCUCCAUCGAUACUCUAGAUAUUUCGGCGGAAACUCGAAGUCAACUUCUUCAUCUUUAUGCGGAUCCGAUUAGACUCAUAUGGAUCGUUGCUACGGGAUUGGCGGGAGUUGGCUUGAUAUCUUCACUUUUUAUGAAGGAGUUGACGUUGGAAAGGGAGGAAUUGGGGAGACAAGCUUUGCAAGUUCAUGAGGCGAAGUCGAAGUCUUCGGAGGAUAGUAUGGAGAAUGGAUCCCCUGGUCCAUAAAGCACAAUUUAGUGAAUUGGGGUAGUAAAAGGACUUCGGAUAAUGGGGCAUUGAUAUCAAAGAUGCAAAGGGCUCUCUUUAUAGGAAUAGAAGUAAUUAUAGAAGCA